Phyllostomus discolor (pale spear-nosed bat) is the source of this 10978-nucleotide messenger RNA. RefSeq names its product mitogen-activated protein kinase kinase kinase 2 (gene MAP3K2). Gene Ontology annotation, biological process: protein phosphorylation. The record is from RefSeq and is a predicted model, not a curated record. Gene Ontology annotation, molecular function: protein kinase activity; protein binding; ATP binding. Bases 569 to 2398 code for a protein of 609 amino acids. NCBI's taxonomy places the organism in Eukaryota, Metazoa, Chordata, Mammalia, Chiroptera, Phyllostomidae. The transcript has 16 exons.
UAUGGUGAAGAAGUUCAAGAAAACAGUUCAUAAAGUCAGUAGGUCAUUACCCACAGAUAAAGCCUUUUAUUGUUUCUGACUUGAAGUACUGACGAAAGAGAAAGCUCUAAGAGGAAUUUAUACUUUGGACAUAAAUGCCUAAGUAAUGUUGAUAUUAAUCCCCCCAUGCCACUUUUUCUAGAUUAAUAUUUUAGAUGUGAUGUUUUGUUCACAUGUCAUAGAAAAGAAUUAAAAGGGCUGAUUUGAUCCGUAUCCUAGGAUGUCACAUAAUAGAAGAAGCAGAAUAACUGUAUCUUUUUUUAAACAAAAGAUUUUAUUUUUUUACUUUUAGAGAGAGGAGAAGGGAGGGAGACAGGGAGAAACAUUGAUGUAAGAAAGAAAUAUCCAUCUGUUACCUCCUCUAUGCACCCUGUACAGGGACUGAACCUGAAACCCAGGCGUGUGCCCUGACUGGGAAUUGAACUGGUGAACUUUUACUUUGCGAGAUGAUGCCCAACCAACUGAACCACACCAGUCUAAGACAGAAUGACUUUAUCUUGCCUAUGAUCAGCAAGCUUUGAACUCAAUCAUGCAAGAUUUGGCUGUUCUGCACAAGGCAAGUCGACCAGCAUUAUCCUUACAGGAAACCAGAAAAACAAAAUCUUUAUCACCAAAAAAGCAGAACGAUGUCCGAGUCAAAUUUGAACAUAGAGGAGAAAAAAGAAUUCUUCAGUUCCCCAGACCAGUUAAACUGGAAGAUCUGAGGUCUAAAGCUAAAAUUGCUUUUGGACAGUCUAUGGAUCUACAUUAUACCAAUAAUGAGUUGGUAAUUCCAUUAACUACUCAAGAUGAUUUGGACAAAGCUGUGGAACUACUGGAUCGUAGUGUUCAUAUGAAGAGCCUCAAGAUAUUACUUGUAAUAAAUGGAAGUACACAGGCUACUAAUUUAGAACCAUUGUCAUCACUAGAUGAUUUGGAUAACACAGUAUUUGGAGCAGAGAAGAAAAAACGGCAUCCUAUAAUAGGUCCCACUAGUAGAGAGCAAAGCUCCCCUCCCCCAGGAUACAUUCCAGAUGAAUUACAUCAAGUUGCCCGCAAUGGGUCAUUCACCAGUAUCAACAGUGAAGGAGAGUUUAUUCCAGAGAGCAUGGACCAAAUGCUGGACCCAUUAUUUUUAAGCAGUCCUGAAAAUUCUGGCUCAGGAAGUUGUCCAUCCCUUGAUAGCCCAUUGGAGGGGGAAAGCUAUCCAAAAUCACGAAUGCCAAGGGCACAGAGCUAUCCAGAUAAUCAUCAGGAAUUUUCAGACUUUGAUAACCCUAUCUUUGAGAAAUUUGGAAAAGGAGGAACAUAUCCAAGGAGGUAUCAUGUUUCAUAUCACCAUCAAGACUAUAAUGAUGGUCGAAAAACUUUUCCAAGAGCUAGAAGGACACAGGGGACCAGCUUUCGGUCUCCUGUGAGUUUCAGUCCUACUGAUCACUCCUUAAGCACUAGUAGUGGAAGCAGUAUCUUUACCCCAGAGUAUGAUGAUAGUCGAAUAAGAAGGAGGGGAAGUGACAUAGAUAAUCCUACUUUGACUGUAAUGGACAUCAGCCCACCUAGUCGCUCACCUCGUGCUCCAACCAACUGGAGAUUGGGCAAACUGCUUGGCCAGGGAGCCUUUGGCAGGGUCUACCUCUGUUAUGAUGUUGAUACAGGAAGAGAGUUGGCUGUUAAGCAAGUUCAAUUUGACCCUGAUAGACCUGAGACCAGCAAGGAAGUAAAUGCACUUGAGUGUGAAAUUCAGUUGUUGAAAAAUUUGCUGCAUGAGCGAAUUGUUCAGUAUUAUGGCUGUUUGAGGGAUCCCCAGGAAAAAACGCUUUCCAUAUUUAUGGAAUAUAUGCCAGGGGGUUCAAUUAAGGACCAAUUAAAAGCAUAUGGAGCUCUUACUGAGAAUGUGACUAGGAAAUACACCCGUCAGAUUCUGGAGGGUGUCCAUUAUUUGCACAGUAAUAUGAUUGUUCAUAGAGAUAUCAAAGGAGCAAAUAUUCUGCGAGAUUCAACAGGCAACGUCAAACUAGGAGAUUUUGGAGCCAGCAAACGGCUUCAAAGCAUCUGUCUUUCAGGGACAGGAAUGAAGUCAGUCACAGGCACACCAUACUGGAUGAGCCCUGAGGUCAUUAGUGGGGAAGGGUAUGGCAGAAAAGCUGACAUCUGGAGUGUGGGCUGUACUGUGGUAGAAAUGCUAACUGAAAAGCCUCCUUGGGCGGAAUAUGAAGCAAUGGCUGCCAUAUUUAAAAUCGCCACUCAGCCAACAAACCCAAAGCUGCCAUCUCAUGUCUCAGACUAUACUCGAGAUUUCCUCAAACGGAUCUUUAUAGAGGCCAAAGUGAGACCUUCAGCUGAGGAACUCUUAAGGCACAUGUUUGUGCAUUAUCACUAGUGGCCAAUAACCUCUCCUGUGCCUCUGCCUGGCUCCCCUCUAUCCAUUCACCUUCUCUCUGACUGCACUUUUCUUUUUUAUAAAAAAGAGAGAUGGGGGAGAAAAAAAGACAAGAGGGAAAGUGUUUCUCUUGAUUCUUGGUUAAAUUUGUUUAAUAACAGUAACCUAAAUUUUUUAUAUUUAAUCUUCUUUUCCUUUACAAGAACUUGAAACUUUUUUUAAUUUAAUUUUUAUAAUGUACUGAUGUGGUUCAGAGACAUAAAGCACUUUAGUACAUGGUCACUCUUUCUAGAUCAAACAAAUCAUUUGGAAUACCUAAAGAUUGUAGUCUUUCUCCGUGUCACCGACAAAUUGAUGGUGGUGGGGAGACAUGGAAAACAAGAAAAUGAUGCGUGAUUUGUAGUUUUUAAUGAUAGUGUUUAAAAUAAAUUCUCACUUGUGGGUUUAAGCCCUAAACUGUGUUUUAAAGUAGGUACUCAACUUAAAGAAUAUAGGUUCCUUCUUAUACCUGUAUUCUUUAGAUCCUAACCUCUGUCUACCAAGUUUUUCGUUCAGUAGGAAUCUUGACAGAAAAUACGAAUCUCUAAGAGGUAUGUUUAUUUGUUAAUCCUAGCCAAUAUAAUGAGCAAAUACACUAUAAAAGAUCCAUGUUACUGGAAUCUAUAAACCUUGAGGGAUAGUUUCUAUUUAAAAAAAGAAAAGAUAGUAUUUUAUUUUAAAACAGAUAUGGGAAGUCAGUGAACAAAUCCAAAUUAAAAGACAAAAGGAGGUUGCUCUAAUUCAGUGUGUGAGCAGUAGAAGAGACCAUGUUUGCCCAUCAACAGAAAUAAUGAAAAGUAGAACUAGUUGUUGUUUAGUGUAUUUUAAAUUGUGUUCUUUACCUGAGGGAGAAAGUCCCAAAAUAAAGGGAAAGGAGAAAUUACAAAAAUAAUAUAUAUUAUAUCUUCUUACUUCUAGCUCCUGAUUCCCCAUAGAUCAACAUUCUUAGGAACUAAAUGUUUAACCUAGAGUAUCCAUAAAGCUAGUGUCAUGAGAUAAAACCCUCAUUCUUGGGAUUACAGAAUACUAAAGUACCUCAAAAAACAAACAAAUACUAAAAGAGUGGUUCUCAAGGGUGGGGUGGGGAUAAUUUCUUUUGGUAUUUGGUAAUGCUUGUAGACAGUUUUGGUUGUCACAACUUAGGAGGAUGCUAGUGGCAUCUAGUGAGCAGAGGCCAGGGAUACUGCCAAACAAACUACAGUAUACAAGGAAAAGUACCUCCUGCCUUCCAAUAAAGAAUUGUCCUGCUCAAAAUUUCAAAAGUGCCAAAAUUGAAAAACUGUUGCAAAGACCAGCCUCAAGUUAUAAACUGGUAAUAGCCAUUUACAAAGCAGGUUCCUUGCAAAAAGUAAAUUUCAAAGAGAAAGUGAUGUAAUGCAUAAUGAGGGUUUUACAACAGAAGAUAUCAUUAGUUCAAGUCAAGGGUGAAUGAUCUGAACAGAAAGUAGCAAUCCAUUCCUUACCAGCUGCGUAUUGCACCCAAAUUAGUAACUUCCAUUUUAGAAACAAGAUGAAUUUAAAUAUGGAGCUUAUUGAACUCAGCCAUCUGUAUAUAUUCUUUCCUUAACUCAAUUUGUAAUUUGUGGGAAAGGAAAGCAUAUCAAAACAAAUAUUAACUACUUUAUAGGAAAAUUAAAAACUACCAUCUGUUUCUAGCAUAACGUAUCCAGUAAGACCAAGGACAUUAAAUGGGAGGAGACAACUAAGAGAAUUCUACUCUAAGGAACUUGUGCUACUGAAAAAUAUGAAUGAUAUUAAUAAUUUGGUGACUUGCAGUUUUUUACUAAUAAGUGCUAAGUACUUUAUUUUUAAAGAUCUAGAAAAUAGUAGUCUUCCUGGAGGUCCAUUUAGUGAUACCUUUUAUCAGAUUUAUAGGGGACUCAGGUAUUUUAUUUUGUGCUAAAAAGUAUGAUCUUUAGGGAUUCUUUUACUGUUCCUGAAGACUUUGGUUUACUGCAACAAGGUCCUUUCUGAUGUUCCCUGUAGGAAAUUUGAAAUGCCACAGCUAAUCUGAGAAGUCAAAGCACAAAGAUUCUGCCAUACUUUAUAAUGAAAGAAAGUGGUUCACCAAGAAGAAUAUACAUUAGUGGCCCCUCCCCUGGAAAAUCAACCGUCAAAUCUUUGUGUUGUAAACAUAGCCCCCAAGGAUCUGUUAUAUUUCUUUAUCUUUUAUAAGUGAAGUUAUGUCUCCUACUUGACUAAGAUCAUAGUAUCUGGAGCAGUGGGCUUUUUCUUUGUUUCUUUGCCUUGUAUGGUUGUGAUUUCCAUCUGGCUCAUUUUUGGUCUGUCAGGGUAACCAGUGGUGCAGAAUAUGAGACAAAUGCUCUUUAAAGAGAACUCUUGGGAGAUUGUGAAACUCAAAGCAAAAUUGUUUGCAUUUUUCAGUCUCUCUUGUGUUUUUAAAUACUGUAGAAAAUAAAUCUGAAGAGAAACUACUACUUUAACACUGCUGCAGAAGACCUUUGUUUUAUAAUAAGAAAAAUAUUAUUAGCUAUGGGGAAAUAUUGUUCUUUAUGUAAAGACAUAAAAUAGACUAAUAGUUUACAGAGUUAUUAUAUAAAAUGUGAUGUGAAUUGAUUUUAAACAAGUUGUAAAGGUACCGAAACCACAAUAAAAAUUUAUAUAUAUAUAUAACAGUUACUACAACAAAAAAGCUUGAAGUGGGUGAGGUAUGAAAGACCAAAAGUAAGUUUAAAAAAGAAAAUUUUGAAGCAAAACACCUCUAUCAGGGGCAGUUAGAUAUAACACUCCAACUUAUUAUUUCUAAUGAUGGUAUGAAUCAACAAAUGAAAUUUGAAUUUUUUAAGAUAACUCUAAAUGUGUUUUGUUUUUUAAAUGCACAGCUGAUUCUCCUAUACUGUAAUGUUUCUUUGCUGAGGCUGGAAAAUGAGACUGCUGACUUUGUGCCUUUAAAAUGCAUUCUGCUUUCAUUGUGGCAGACUUUUUGGUGCUGGAGAAGAUUCACUAGCAGUCUCACCUGUGCUUUUCAGGAAGUAUCUUUCUACUUAGGCCUUGAGAGAUUCAAAAUGGCAUUACUUAGGUUUGGGCCAAAUAUAAAAUCUUUUACAUUACAAACAAAUAUAUUGAAUAAAAGGGUUGAAAAAUAUAAUGGGUAAUGGAAAUUUUGAUGGUUGGUAGUUCUUUAAAAUGUAUUUAAAAGUAUAUAUAGACUUUGAAAUUUUUGGUAUGAAUAUCUUGAAAAUUUUUCAGUUUUCCUCAUUUACAUAAUAUGUUUCUAACUUGAAAAAAUGGUUAAAGACUGAUGACACACAGGCUGGACUACAAAAAAAAUUAAAACUUAUUUUAGAGUAAAUAAAAUUGGCUUUCAUUUGAGAGUCUACCUUAUUAUCAGUAGAAACUACAUUAAGAAAGUGAAAUUAUUUGUUUAGAGUAGCUUUCUGCUACUUCACCUUUUACAUAUGUCAGAUCUGGUCUGUAGUAUUUCUGAGAUAGAGUUAUGAUAAGACACAUGAAUAGUUUGUAGGGAUGCCCAAGCUUGGGUUCAAAAGCCAAGAUGUUUGCCACAUGCAGACUCCUUGGCUCAUGGCAGAGUUCUGAGCCAAUGAUUUCAUUGUGGUCUGCAGAUAAAAGCUUGGAGAUAAAAUCACCUGAUGUCAAUCAAGAAUAAUAAUGUCAAUUUUAAAAAAUAGGGUGAAUCUUCUUCAUAUGCUUAUUCAAUAAUUGUGGCUUAUUUUGUCAGGUACUAAAUUAAUUUAUUCUCAAGGAGGUCACAGUCUAGAAAGAAACAUGGACAAACAAUAGGGCAUACUGUAACUCUGAAAGUUCAGUAAUGAUGUUUAAAAUCUUACUGUUUUUUUGUGAUGUAAGGGGAAAGCAACUUUAGGUAAUUAUUGGCAGUUAAAAAUUAAAUGUCAUUAACAGCAUAGAUUAAAAGUAUCCCCAAAUUAGAAAAACCUCAUUGGUCAGGCAACCUCUCUCUCUCCCUCAGGACUCCUUCUUACAAAAUCCAACCUCUUCUCUAACAAUUUCAGUGAUGGAGGACAUUUAUUCCAUACCAUAAUGUUCUUUUCUGCUUUUUAGAAAAGAAAAACCAAAUACUUUCUUUCAGUCUAAAUAGUUAAAAUAUCUAAAAAAAAGAUAGAAAUUGAACUCUGUCCAUGAUGUUAAUGCUAAGAACAGGACAAUUUCUUGAGACCUUACUGUUUCCUGUUGUUUGACCUUUGUUACAAAUGUAAUUAUUCAUAUUUAUUUGAAUUUUAAGAUUAGUUAAAUGUUAAUGAAAAGCAAUUUAAUUGUUAAUUUUUGGUAGUGCCUUUUUCUCUGUAUGCCUUAAUUUUAUUUUAUAUCAAUAAUUUUCAUUACCCACCAAACUGAAGGUAUUUUCUAAAAUCAGUAAUUUUAAGAGUUGAUUUGACUGUGUAUUGGCCCUUAAAUAUUUCUUAAUGACUGCUUCUUACUCCUACCCUUUUCUACCUUUUUUUUAAAUGUUAGAAGAUAAGCAUUAGCAUUAGACACACACACUGCAGUCUCCACUAGAUGUGAACUCCUAAGGUAAUUACAGUUAUUCUAAUUCUAAAGAAAUGCAUAGUAAAUUGUUUUCCAGGCUGAUUGCUUGAUUUUCGAUCAUACUGACACUGUCCAGAUUUUUUGUAUAUCAUAGUUCAGUUACGAUUUUCAUAGCAGAGGUAGAAUGGUUGUUUUUGCCCUGAAGAGGUUGUUUAAAUGGUUUGCAAAUGUUAAGGCACCAAGACUUGGGGCAAUGUGCAAGACAUCCAGGGAUAGCAAAUUCUAAUCUAACAUUUUGAUGAAAACUCUAGCUUACUUUUCUGUGAAGUGUGUGUGUCUGUGUGUGUGUGGAGUUGGGGCAGGAAUGGGAAAAAAGAAAAGGUAUGAAUGUUCAGUUAGAUUAGUUUCUGUUCUUGAAGGAACAGACAGAAGGAACAGUGUAUGACCUACUGAUGAUGGAUGAGAGUAAUCGUCCUUGGGUAGGAAUGCCAGCACAUUUUCUACAAGUAACUAAUACAAAUGAUUGUUUAAUAAAAGUAUUUAUUGUAAAUUGCCAAGCUCUUGGUUGCAAAAAUAUUACAAUUAAAUUUGUAUGUGUAUAUAAUAGCUUGUAUAUAACCCGUAAAUAGAAAGUAAUUGAUUUUCCAUAGUUCUUCAUGAACUCUUUGGAAUAGAUAUUCUGCCAGACAAUAUCAACAGAAGCUUCCUUAGCUUAUGAAAUGUUCAAAAGGAAAUUUUCUUAAACCUCUCUUUGGUUGGCUAGGGAAGGUAUGCUAUGAAGCCACUGUUCCUACUUCACAGUUGUUUUUGGCUUUAUGUUGACUUCUGCCUGCAUUCUGAACAGGAUGCUGUAAUAGGUGUUGCAAGUCUCAGAGUCAGCCAUUUUCUGAUACUUGCCUUGCAGAGCCGUAAAUGGUGAUGAGCUGUUGGGAGUCUGAAGAACCUUUUCUCAGUGAUAGUGAGAGUGGACAUGAUUUAGUUUCAGAAAUUUGAGAGAGGAGUCGUAGCUAUAGUAAAGACAAGAAUAAAUUUUAUCUGUUGCCUGCAUAUAGUCUUUUAUAUAAUUCUUCAUGUUUUUCAUAAUUCUGCAUUUUAAUUGACAGUAAUAUGAUAUCUUUGUUAAUAAUAGCAAAGGCAUUAAGUCAGUGAGUACUGUCGUUCCCUAUGACUGAUUACUUUUUUGUUUGUAUUCACAAUCUGUAUUAUCAGAAUCAUUUUAAACCAAAGUUUUUAUAUUCCCUGCACACAUUGCCAAAAUGAUUUAACACUGUUACUUCUGCCCACCUGUAAGCUAACAGGAUAAAAAUGAUGAAGUAGGUACUAAUAGAAUUUGUAUUUCAAUCUAUCCUUCAAGAAAAAGCAGAGGUGCUCAGUGCUUGCAUUUAGACAUGCAGAAUUUACUUCAGCUAUUAUGGAACUAUAUGGACAUUAGAAACUUGAGCUUGUACACGUGCCAAUCUUAUUAACAUCAGAUGACCAUAGAUUCAUUGAUAUAUGCCUCAGAUCGGUGGUGUACUUUCUUUCUAGUAUCUUAUGUUUGACUUGAGGGGCAUUUCAGGAAAGCUGUGAAGAAAAGUAAAUAAUAGACAUCAGUCUACUUUGUGCCAUACACAUUUUAGAACAUAAGGAAGAGUCUGCAUUCCAGUAUACCUGCAGAAUUUGUCCCCAGAUAAGGGUAUCUGAGUCCCAUCAUGACAGUUGAGAACAGUAAGGUUUGUGACUAUGCUGAAAAAGCACUUUUAUGUUCAUUUAUUUAUUUAUUUUUAGAAUUUAUCUUUUAAAAGCAUAUAUAACUGCUGGUAAUUUUAGCAUUAGCAUUACUUAGAAGGGAGAGAUAAGUAACAAAAUAACAUCUUAAGCUCUAGUAGAUACUUAGACUCUAAAAUGGAUUUGACAUAUUGUCACUUUUCUGAAGAUUUUUUUCCCAUCUGGAAUAAGAAGAGAGGACUAGUGGAAACAUUUGAGCUGAAAAGGCUAUGGGCAAAAAAAAAGUGGGCCAAAUCCUUGCAAUAUACCUUAUUCAAGUGAAAGUACAGUGUCUAAGGACAAGAAUACUUCUUUAGAAACAAAUGAUUGUUUUAAAAUACAAUCUUAGUAAGUAAAAGGUUUACAUUUUUCUAUUGCUGUUUUAAAAUUUGCUACCCUGCAUUCAGAAAUAUUAUAAAAAGUUAAUACCAAAAAUACUUUAAAUGCCUGACAUCUCUUACAUUUCACAUGGUUCUUUUUAUUCAAAUAUCAUUGUAAAUAAUAAUAAACUUGGAUAAAUUUGAGAAUAAACUUUAAUUGUUGCAAAGUAUAAUUAUCAAUUUGUAAAUUUACCCUUUGGCCUAAUGUACAUUUUUUUAAUGUAACCAUUAAAUUCUUUAUAUUUAACCUAUUAGUUUCCCUUUAUAAACAUUUUUAAUCUUAGUUGAAUGUUGGACAGUUUAAAAUUAUGUAAAAAGGUUUUUUUUCCUGUCAAGGUUGACUUUUUUGCACAUUUUUGGAUAUGUUUAAUUUGUACACUGAUUUACUACUCUGGCCAAUAAUUGUUGAUGGGUGUGUGAGCAUUAUGAAUGUGUGCAUUGAACUACUGUCUGUGUCUCUAUGUUUUAACUUUGAAGAAGUAGCCAUCAGUAACUGCACUGCUAUUACAGACUUAAAUUAACUUUAUUGCUUUUAUGAAGUAUACUUAUCUAUGGUUCUAUCUUUGUUGAAGAACUCAGGAGUUCAGCAUCGCUUUCUGAUUUUAUGUGUAUUUUGAAAUGCAUUUAGUUGAAAGUUUGCUUGUAACUGUGUAUCAGGGAAAUGUGUAUAUGGAAAUAUCUUUUUCUGUCUGUAGGCACAUUUAUGUAUUCCAGUAAUUUCUUAUUUUCAUUUAUUUCUACAUUUGUAUGAACUUGUUUUAUAUAAUAAGGGUACUCCUUAGUUAGAGUUAAAUAUAUAAAAAAACUUUCUGAGAGAUUAUUUACUAUGUGAGUAUAUUUUCAGCUGGCUGAUCAAAAAUAUUUUUAAAAUUUUGUUUUUAACCAUUCAAAAUAUGUUUGUAUUUCCAAAAUUGGAUACAAAUUUACUUAGAUAUCAAACACUCUUGCAAGGAAGGGCGUUGAAUUUUCCUUUGAGAAUUCUCUGAAAUACAAAUUAAGAGGAAAAAGAGGUGUUAAGCAGUAGCAAAAUUCACUUUCCACUAAAAUAGCCUUUGAAUUCUGAGAGCUAUGAAAAAAAUGUAAGAAACUAAAUUGUCUUGAAAAGAUGCCAAGAUUUUUGUAUCUCCAGUUUCUCUUGGCUGGUCCUACUGUUUUUGAAUGUUUCCUUUAUUCUACCCCAAAGAUUUCAACUUUUGGGUUAUUUUCUUACUGGGCAAGGUCAGACCUUCUUUACGAAACAAUACAUUGAUAUAUUGUGAUUCUCUGAAAUUGACUAAAUUGGUUUAGAAAUGUUUAAACAUGCAUCGAGUGUCUUUAUACUGUACUGUGGUAUGUUAAGUAACUGGCAGAAAAAAAAAUGGAAAUCAAAUUUCCAAUCUGACAAUAUGUAGUUAAGGAAAACUCAGAUUUUAAUAUAUGGUACCAUGUAAAAUUACUUGUGUUAGGAAUAAAGUCCACUGUUGAAGUUGUAUGUCAGUCAUUAAGCUUAUUAUGUUGCAAGGAGUCAGUAUGAUUAGUAAAACCUCCCAGAAGCCAGAUACAGUGUGAUAUGUGCCAUGUUUCAUUUAUAUUUUGACUUUGUGUUGUUCAUUUAAAGUUGUACUUGUAAAAAUGUAUAAAUCUGAGUUUUAUAGUUUUUAUGUAUUUGUUUUUCUUGCUGGUAAAUAGCCAUUUAAAAAUCUAAUGUGAAAGAAACCAUGUUUAUAUUUUGUUAGUGAUCAAUGACUUUGUUUAUAUGGAAAUUUGUAUAUUGUUGGCACACAUAUUUGUUUAGAUUUAUCGUGCAUGAAGGCCUGCAAUAAUUAGCACAAUGAAAACUGCUUUUUUUUUACAUUUUUUUUAUUUGAAAGAUUGUGGUUCAGAGGGUUACUCUUAGUAACAUGGAUUAUGGAAUAUAAAUGAAUGGCACUUUGAGUGUUAAUAAAGCUGAUAUUUAUUUCCACUGUGA